UGCAUCAUAUUGGAUGCCAACCGCCGUUAAACUCCAAAGAAGAAAUAAAAACGAAUCUGAAGUCAAUAUCGCGUUAUUUUGGGCUAAUUCAACGUUUCUACAUUGGAAUAGAAUACUGAUCCUACAUAUUUGCCUACGAGAAACGCCAUUGAUCAUCAUUACGUGGUCUGGUGACAACAGCUGUAAAUUCUGCCAGCUCUCAUGUCCCUGCUAAGAUGAAUUAAAAUACAUUACAAAAUUAAAUUAAGGUAGUGAACAAUAAAGUUAAAAAAAAAAAUGCUUUCUCGUUUAUUGAAGGAGCACCAUGCAAAGCAGAACAAGAGAAAAGAACACCAAGAGAGACGCAGACGAGAGGCAAUUGCAGCUGCCACCUGUCUAACAGAAGCCUUGGUGGACCACCUUAAUGUUGGUGUGGCCCAGGCGUACGUGAACCAGAGGAAGCUGGACCAUGAGGUCAAGACGUUACAGGUGCAGGCCAGCCAGUUCUCCAAGCAGACUGCUCAGUGGAUCAGUAUGGUGGAAGGCUUUAACCAAGCCCUGAAGGAAAUAGGUGAUGUGGAGAACUGGGCUCGCAGUAUUGAGAUGGACAUGAGAACCAUCGCUACAGCUCUGGAGUACGUACACAAGGGUCAGCUCACAUCAGCCUCUUCAUAGAUACGCUAAACCAUAACCUGGAACUGAUAGCCUGCUGCUAGCUUCAGUAGCUGAACGCUAACCUGGAACUGAUAGUCUGCUGCUAGCUUCAGUAGCUGAACCAUAACCUGGAACUGAUAGCCUGCUGCUAGCUUCAGUAGCUGAACGCUAACCUGGAACUGAUAGUCUGCUGCUAGCUUCAGUAGCUGAACCAUAACCUGGAACUGAUAGCCUGCUGCUAGCUUCAGUAGCUGAACCCUAACCUGGAACUGAUAGCCUGCUGCUAGCUUCAGUAGCUGAACGCUAACCUGGAACUGAUAGUCUGCUGCUAGCUUCAGUAGCUGAACCCUAACCUGGAACUGAUAGCCUGCUGCUAGCUUCAGUAGCUGAACCCUAACCUGGAACUGAUAGCCUGCUGCUAGCUUCAGUAGCUGAACGCUAACCUGGAACUGAUAGUCUGCUGCUAGCUUCAGUAGCUGAACGCUAACCUGGAACUGAUAGUCUGCUGCUAGCUUCAGUAGCUGAACGCUAACCUGGAACUGAUAGCCUGCUGCUAGCUUCAGUAGCUGAACCCUAACCUGGAACUGAUAGCCUGCUGCUAGCUUCAGUAGCUAAACCAUAACCUGGAACUGAUAGCCUGCUGCUAGCUUCAGUAGCUGAACCCUAACCUGGAACUGAUAGCCUGCUGCUAGCUUCAGUAGCUGAACCCUAACCUGGAACUGAUAGCCUGCUGCUAGCUUCAGUAGCUGAACGCUAACCUGGAACUGAUAGCAUGCUGCUAGCUUCAGUAGCUGAACGCUAACCUGGAACUGAUAGCAUGCUGCUAGCUUCAGUAGCUAAACCAUAACCUGGAACUGAUAGCCUGCUGCUAGCUUCAGUAGCUGAACGCUAACCUGGAACUGAUAGCAUGCUGCUAGCUUCAGUAGCUAAACCCUAACCUGGAACUGAUAGCCUGCUGCUAGCUUCAGUAGCUGAACCCUAACCUGGAACUGAUAGCCUGCUGCUAGCUUCAGUAGCUGAACCCUAACCUGGAACUGAUAGCCUGCUGCUAGCUUCAGUAGCUGAACCAUAACCUGGAACUGAUAGCCUGCUGCUAGCUUCAGUAGCUGAACCCUAACCUGGAACUGAUAGCCUGCUGCUAGCUUCAGUAGCUGAACCCUAACCUGGAACUGAUAGCCUGCUGCUAGCUUCAGUAGCUGAACGCUAACCUGGAACUGAUAGUCUGCUGCUAGCUUCAGUAGCUGAACGCUAACCUGGAACUGAUAGCCUGCUGCUAGCUUCAGUAGCUAAACCAUAACCUGGAACUGAUAGCCUGCUGCUAGCUUCAGUAGCUGAACCCUAACCUGGAACUGAUAGCCUGCUGCUAGCUUCAGUAGCUGAACCCUAACCUGGAACUGAUAGCCUGCUGCUAGCUUCAGUAGCUGAACGCUAACCUGGAACUGAUAGCAUGCUGCUAGCUUCAGUAGCUGAACGCUAACCUGGAACUGAUAGCAUGCUGCUAGCUUCAGUAGCUAAACCAUAACCUGGAACUGAUAGCCUGCUGCUAGCUUCAGUAGCUGAACGCUAACCUGGAACUGAUAGCAUGCUGCUAGCUUCAGUAGCUAAACCCUAACCUGGAACUGAUAGCCUGCUGCUAGCUUCAGUAGCUGAACCCUAACCUGGAACUGAUAGCCUGCUGCUAGCUUCAGUAGCUGAACCCUAACCUGGAACUGAUAGCCUGCUGCUAGCUUCAGUAGCUGAACCAUAACCUGGAACUGAUAGCCUGCUGCUAGCUUCAGUAGCUGAACCCUAACCUGGAACUGAUAGCCUGCUGCUAGCUUCAGUAGCUGAACCAUAACCUGGAACUGAUAGCCUGCUGCUAGCUUCAGUAGCUGAACCCUAACCUGGAACUGAUAGCCUGCUGCUAGCUUCAGUAGCUGAACCAUAACCUGGAACUGAUAGCCUGCUGCUAGCUUCAGUAGCUGAACGCUAACCUGGAACUGAUAGCCUGCUGCUAGCUUCAGUAGCUGAACGCUAACCUGGAACUGAUAGCCUGCUGCUAGCUUCAGUAGCUGAACGCUAACCUGGAACUGAUAGCCUGCUGCUAGCUUCAGUAGCUGAACGCUAACCUGGAACUGAUAGCCUGCUGCUAGCUUCAGUAGCUGAACCAUAACCUGGAACUGAUAGCCUGCUGCUAGCUUCAGUAGCUAAACACUAACCUGGAACUGAUAGCCUGCUGCUAGCUUCAGUAGCUAAACCCUAACCUGGAACUGAUAGCCUGCUGCUAGCUUCAGUAGCUGAACCCUAACCUGGAACUGAUAGCCUGCUGCUAGCUUCAGUAGCUGAACUCUAACCUGGAACUGAUAGCCUGCUGCUAGCUUCAGUAGCUGAACCCUAACCUGGAACUGAUAGCCUGCUGCUAGCUUCAGUAGCUGAACCCUUUCACUGUGAACGAGUGGUGGACUUACCACGGACACCAGGAUCCUGGUGAAAAAAAACUAAAAGCUGAUGAACCAUCUGAAAAGUUGCUUCAAGGCUUCAGUAAUGACUUAAGGCUUGCCCAGUGUUCAUGAGUGACACAUUGUGUUACAGUAGGAACAGUAUGUCUGUGGACAUUGUGUUACAGUAGGAACAGUAUGUCUGUGGACAUUGUGUUACACUAGGAACAGUAUGUCUGUGGACAAAUAAACCUUAUUUAACAGUGCGCUUAUGGGCCCAUCUGCAAUGUUGUUUUGUCCACAACCCUUUCAUUGUUAAAGGUCUGUACCAAAAUAUAUUAAACUGUCGUGGAAAUAUCGUGAACUAAUUGUCCACAGACCAGGUAUAAAUGGGUAACACCUUCAGAUGGGUUCCAUGUGAAUUUAGCAACACUCCUAAUAAUAAUGAUUUAGCUGUUUGUCCAAACAUUGUUUCGUUUUGUGUUAAUCUGUGUGGGAGAACAAGACACAAAGCAUAUGUAUCUAAUCCAUUGUAUGGGCAAUGUUUUAACAACUCUUCUUCAGCAAAGAUCAAUAGUUCAGAUUGGUUUAUUCUCUCUCUGGCGUACCAGUCAGUCAUUCUCUGAAGUUAUUCCAUUUUCCUAUUCCCAUGAGGAUGAAUAGGACUUUGAAAUGUGGAUUAGCUAGCGAGGCCUUGGAACAAAAGAGGCCUGUUUGUGAAAUAGUACCAUGGAGAAAUAGGAUUUAUUGGUAGCCUGUUUAUGAGGAGAGACUUGUCUGGUAACUGCCAUGUCUCCUGGAAUGACUAAAACGACCUAGUCUGGUUAAACCGGACUGAAUGAUGCGUUCACCAGUGAUGUCCGUCUGGCUUAAGCAGGUGGUGUCUGUACUCUGUUUUAAUAAAAGCAAUGUUAAGUCUCUUGCUUCUUGAAAAA
Messenger RNA from Salvelinus fontinalis (brook trout), 3985 nucleotides. Its product is annotated as biogenesis of lysosome-related organelles complex 1 subunit 1-like. Gene Ontology annotation, biological process: endosomal transport. Bases 277 to 654 code for a protein of 125 amino acids. The record is from RefSeq and is a predicted model, not a curated record. Lineage: Eukaryota; Metazoa; Chordata; Actinopteri; Salmoniformes; Salmonidae. The transcript is spliced from 4 exons. Gene Ontology annotation, cellular component: BLOC-1 complex.